Trichoplax adhaerens is the source of this 831-nucleotide messenger RNA. RefSeq lists its product as uncharacterized. Gene Ontology annotation, molecular function: metalloendopeptidase activity. The transcript is spliced from 3 exons. The record is from RefSeq and is a predicted model, not a curated record. Gene Ontology annotation, biological process: proteolysis. Bases 1 to 831 code for a protein of 276 amino acids. Lineage: Eukaryota; Metazoa; Placozoa; Uniplacotomia; Trichoplacea; Trichoplacidae.
AUGAGAGUUAUUGCAACAAGUGCCAUUGCAACAGGAUUAUUAACAUACCAACUCUAUCCUCAUCUAUUUCCAAAUCGUAUUCGACCCAAGCAUAUGACAGGAUUUCCAAUCAUGCAAGAGACAAUGGCCUCAUUCAAAGAAAUUUGUCAGAAGCUUGAUAUCGAUCAUAGUGACAAAGUCAAAGUCUAUGUCGACAAAAGUCUGACUGCUGGAAAUUUAGGAAAUAGUUGGUUGCCCAACGGAGCAAUCCUUAGCUUGCCGUGUACUAUUUAUUUUAAAACCGUCAAUGAUGUCAUAUAUUCUAGAAUUACUUUUGGCAAUCAAAAGAUUGAACGUGAAGAUUUACUCAAAUCUUUCAUUACUUCAGCGAAUUGUAAUAAUUUCCAGAUGGCUCACGAAUUAUCCCACUUAAAAUUGAACGACUUUAUACCUCGAAGCAUUGUAAUGCCUACCUUUUACAUAAUAGCUAGUGGUGUCUAUAGUCUGUGCAAUAAGUUCUUCUUAGGAUCGACACUAUUAAGGGGACUAAGCAAAGCCGCGGUCAUAGCUGUAGCCAUAGGCUGUUUCGUAGCUACGAACUCCUACAUUAUCUACAGACAGGAAUAUAGAGCUGAUCAUACUGCAGCUAGUAUUGAUCCAACGUACUUAAUAGGUGGUAUAGAACUUAUGCACAAGUAUCUUGACUGGGAAAACAAGUUUAACAAGAAUGGUCCAUCUAAACCUUUCUUAACGGUCAUGUUGAAACGCUUAUCGCAUCCACCGGUAGAAAGGAGGCUUCAGCGGUUAUUAGACAUGCAAGAGCAGAGGGCUAUCGCUGAUAGUAAGAAUUAA